GGUCCUUGCGGAUGAUCGAGCUCGCGUUGCUGCAGUGCCGAAAGAGAAAGGCUGUUGAGGUGGAAGACUUCGAUUUGGCGCACCGGCUGAAGCAGCGCGAGCCGGCGGCCACGCUUCGACUCACAGCAGCCCGCAGAGCAUGCCUUGCCAGCAAGGAUGCACCGGCAGCUGUUAAGGAGGCAGACCAGGAAGAUCGGAAGAGGUUGAGAAGUCCAGAGGAAGAGGAGCUCCAAGCUGUCAAACGACAAAAGCAAGAAGCAGUCGAGCAAGAGGACUUCGCCCGAGCCAGUGAGCUCCGUCGCCGCGAGCUGGAGUUGGAGAGACGCUCGCGGGGCGAUGACGCCCAAGCAGCAGCGGCAGCGCUUCAGCUGCUCGGCGAAGCAUCACCUGAGGACUUGUUGAAGAGCAUUGACCCAGGGGUGGCCGAAUGUGCCGGCGGCGGCCAGGAGGUCUGGGAGGCGGUUUCAGCAGAUCUUCAAGUUGCAGCUGCUGCGUCGUGACCGUUGAAAAAAACUCCAAGGCUGCAGGCUCCUGAGAGUCCGUGAAGUCUCCAAAGAAUUCUGUCACGCUGCUCAUGGAGCCGGGGACGGUAGGCCGUGCCAAAAGAGCACACACAUUUGGAAGUGCCCGGGAAGUUGCGCCCGGACGGCAUUUCAAUCGGUUCCCGC
Durusdinium trenchii is the source of this 668-nucleotide messenger RNA. Lineage: Eukaryota; Dinophyceae; Suessiales; Symbiodiniaceae. The record is from the annotation of a GenBank genome assembly.